GCACGUUCAACUGCUACUGAGCGGCUUGGUCUGCUGAACGCGCCCAUUCUCUAUUCAGUUGACAAUCUUUUUUUUAGAAGGCAGUCUUUUCGGCGUUUUUUUGUAUACGUGUCUCGCGAGGGUUACUUGAGAAUCGAUUGGCAAUAUCGAGGAGGGGGGGGGGAAGGAGAAGUUUCAUAUAUGAGAUAAAAACGAGUUUGUUUGAUCAAUACGUUGCAACGACGAGAUUGGUGACAAGAAUAAAGACAGUGACGAAGCAACGAUGAUAACGACGACGAUUACGACGACGACGACGACGACGACGAUGACAAUAACAAAGAAGGCGAUGUCACAAAGAAGGAGGGGAAUGGAAGAGUGUGCGUGGUGUGCUUCGUUGACUUUCGUUAAUCUUUUCCAAAAUGUACAUUAAAGAUAUAUCAGCUUUUGCGCGACGACGGCUGUAAAAUAUAACAAACAAACAAAAAAUAAUAGGGCUUUCCUUCGUUAAGCGAGGUAAGACGAGGUUUAACGUACUUUCUCCGAGAACGAUACUGCCGUUAUGCAUGUAUAAAAGAGAAACUAAGUUAACUAAUCGUAAAUGCACGAAAAUUUUCUUAAACGGAUAGCAAGAAAAAUGGCUUUGUAGUGUCUCGAUAUUCUCGAAUCAUUAAUCCUACGUCGUGAGAUAAUAAAUAAUGAUAUUAAUGAAAUAAAAAAAUAAUUAAUUAAUUAAAUACGAAACAAAAAUCCUAGAACGCUGGGCUAUAAAGCAUUGUAAAGUGUCAAGCUACGGAGCCUGUCGGCCAGUAUAAAUGAACAAGCAACUGCCAUGGGUCCUCAAAAGCUAGGUAGAAACGUGCUAAGAAUCCAAUUUUAACGAAGAAGCUAGCUGUCGAAAUAUUUAAUGAAAAAAAAAAGAAAAAAAAUGCGCGAAGGAUCGUCCAUUAAAGACAAACAAAUCUGCGGUACGUGUGUGUAUGGGUAUGUGUGUGUGAGUGUGUGUGUGUGUGUGUGUAAUACGCGCUCGCGCGUGUCGUGCGGCACGCGGUCGCGCUCGCACGCAAGACGAGACACGCGCGAAAACGAGAAAAAACACAGAGAAGCUCCUCCGUUGAGAAUAUGACAUUCAUUACUUACACUUUUAUUAACAGAAUAAAUAACAAAAAAGGAAAUAUAUAUAUAUAAAUAUAAAUAUAAAUAUAUGGGUUAUUUGCACAAUAUUAUAAAUAAUUACUAUGUUUACUACGAUUAUUAAAUUAAAGAGCAAAUAUAAUAAGAGGAUAAAAAACUGUUGUUAAAUAAUUAAUACAAAAAAGAGGGGGGGAGUGAGCGAAAAAAAAAAUAAUAAAACGAUUUACGCUAACGAUCGACAUUGGGUCAAAACGGGAAAGCGAAAGGAGGACGCGAUGAAACGAGGAUACGAUGAGGGAGAGAAGGAAGAAUAAGAAGAGAAGAAAAAAAAGGAGGAGGAGGAUAUGAUUCGUUUGUUAUCGAUUAGUUAACGAUCCUUACACAUUAUAUUAUUGUAAUUAUAUAAAGUAAAUGAUUAUUAUCAUAAUAGUUACAAUUAACAAGUUGUUACCGCUUUGUUAUACAUAAUAUAAUUAAUAAUAAGAUUAAAUAGUAAGCGAAUGCAUCGUUGAUUCGUCCUUUACUUAUGUAGAUACUAAAAAAUAUCGAUCGACUAUAUUGUUUUCAAUGUCUUCACCGUAUCUCUUCGUUUGCUACCCGCGUUCAUUUCGUUGUCGAAGAUUCGGUAUUGUCGGCUUACCUCGCCCGGCCACAAUAUACACACGUUUUACAGAGAUAUUUUCAAUAAACGAAAAAGCUUAACACUCACACCGUUGUAUUUGUUCAUCACUCUGUCGUCCCUGAGAUUCGAGAUUCUAAUCACCGGCUCGUAUCAGCGAAAAUGAACGUGACAGUGACAAUACUGACAAUAAUAUACUUGUGUCAAGUAGAAGCGCAUAUAUUUUAUAUUAUCUCUUAAAGAUUAGAUAUUUAGCUUAUACAAUCUCUAAACCUGUUUAAAGAAAGACUUAUCAGUUUUAGCGAAAUUAACGAAUAUAAAGAGCUCGGCGAAAUAUGUAUUUGCGGAAAUUUGCGAAAACGCUGGUUAGAACGCAGUGACGUUCGUUUCUCAAUAACAUAUUGUUUCGCAGCUGUCUGGAGGAACAUUUAAUUACAAACGCAGCCGAUGCAAGUAAAGGCCGCAAUUUCCGAAAGGCAAAAACAAAUUGGUUAUUAAAUUAUACAAAGUAGCAAUAAAGACUUUUUAUCAAACGACGUUUCGAUUGUCGAUUAUAAUUAACAAAGAUAGCCAGUUAGGUCGAAUAAAAAACCUUUUAAUUAUUUACUAGCAGAGUAAAAGUUUCUGAUUUGGUUUAAUUAUACAAACUAACUUAUAACUACGAAUUAACUUAUAGCCGAAUCGCGGAUAGCGCGUAAAUAUACACUCUGAAUUUAAUUUACUCCAAGUUGCUGCUCGUAUAUCUUUUUGUGCGAUAUCUUCCGACAGAUUGUCACUAUCAUUCAAGUAUUACGACUCUACCUAACUGACUUGAGACGAGCUUCCUGGAGCUGGAGAGGGAAUGAGACAACGGGUUAAGAAACGCUAUCAUUAACGCCGUCCACUGUACAAUCUUGUAGACGUGGUGCGGCGACGCGUGGGUGCUCGCUCGAGGAUUUUUACACGAAGAUCGUGCGCGGAGAGCGAGCGAGCGAGCGAGCAUGGGUGGGGUCUCGAGGACGAAUCGCUGCCAGUGCCUACUGCCUCGUAAGUUCGGUGCGAGCAGCCGGUCUGGACGGUCUGGUACCGUCGCCGUCGACGCCGUCGUGCCUUCUACGAACGCUGGCGCGACGCUCGCCGAGUAAUGGCCGUUCUGUCAGUUCUGUGUGUGCUGCUCCGAGACUCGGAUACAUACUUCCUCCGUGCGGCGAGUCUGCGUAAGAAAGAUGGACGUUUCGAGGUCACUCGGGCCUCCUCGCGGGCUCUGAGAGAGUUGUCGAAUCAGUGAAAUUGGAGCGGCGAGAGGCGUCGCGCCGUAUCACGGAUCGGAGUCGAUUACGCGCGGCACGGCACGGCACGGCGCGACGGCGAGGCUGUCAAAGAUCCCUCGCCGAGGAAAACGAGAGAGACCGAGGCCGAGGAGCGACGGCGGACGGCGCGCGCGCGGUUAAUACGACGUUCGUUAUCGCGCUUAUCGGGCGUCCCCGACGGCGACGACGAGCACUGACCUCGCGUGCAGCUGCAGCGUCGCCGCGGGCUUCAAUGAUCGAGUAUCUGGCACUCGUGACUCAUUGUCACUUGGCGACUUGGCAGGUCCAGGCUGAGGAGGAAGGAGUCACGUCGAUUUCGACAUCGAGGAGGUUAGCGCACAGCAAGGUAUUUUAGCAUCAGCGAAGCUUGGUGAUAUCUACUAUGGAGAAAAAGGGGCUGCGCAAGAGAGAUAUAUUGAGGAUGGACGGUCUCCUGCCUCCAACUCGGCGUUUGCCAGUUUGUGACGCAGUAUCCAGUGCAUCCGAUAAGAAAAAGGACAAGAAAUGGUCUAUAGGUGGACUGCUGCGAAGAAUAUCUUCGAUAAAGGAUUAUGACAGUUCCUCUAAUGAUGAAGAAAUCGUCUAUUGUAAAAGAACACCGAAAAAACCUAGCAAGCUCAGGCACGUCGACGGUGUUGUUCUACAUUCAAUAGAGAACAAGGCGGAUCACGAUAAACGGAUAAAAAUCGAAAAUAAUGUUCGCCACGUGAUGGAUUCGCCGCAUUCGUGUCGAGACUCGUUGCAUUCGCGUAGCAGCGACGGUUCGUUGGACGGUUUAGGGAAGAAGUCUCGAAGGAACAAACUGAAAGCUCGGGCCGAAGCGAAGAGGGAUCAUUUGUGCGCUGGCAGCAGUUCCGACGAAGACUCUCGCAGAUCCAACAGCUCUUUAAACAGAUUUAACGUCGCGGAUAGCGCGCUGAAUGGCCAGAAGAACAAUAUGUGCAAUAGGAAAACUCGUGCCGCUCGAACGGAGCGUUACAUCAAGCGCUUAUCUCGGGACGAAGGCAAUGGCAGCGGCGAUACUUUGAACGACCUAUAUAACAAAAGGUGUUCCUCGGACUACAUCGAAGAUAAGGAACGCACUGUUUACGCCGACACGAACGGAUUGUGUCGUCCGCCGAUACAUCCGCGUCGAUCGAUCGUGUACUCGAACACGCGCGCGUUUCCAGCUCAAAAAUCUUCCAUGGAAAGUCUGCGGGAUGCGGAACGCGCGAAUUUACCGUAUUCCGGUGAAACUUUCGCUGAUGUCAGGAGAUAUUCUACAGGUCAAUACAUCACGGACUUGAAUCAGAACAACACUUACGGGAAGAUCUCGCGACAUCACAGCGGCGACGUGUACGCGGACGGCCAUCGAGCUAGGAACUUCUUUACAUAUCCCGCGAAAAACGCCUGCCAUUACUCGGAAACGUUCGACUACAACGUUGAUCGCCGAUUAAUUAAUUCAGACAAUCAGCCACCCGAGCCACCUCCGAGGGAUCCUCGUUAUCGCGCGUUCGGUUACGGAUGCAGUUCCUAUCCGAUGAACAGACAUCAAAAUGUGCCAACGUACUUCAAACAAGAAGAUAAUAAUAAGACUAAUGUUGCAAGAGGAGCAUCGAGACCCACCUGGAAGAAUAUUCGAUCAUACGGAUCGAACAACGAGAUCGCCUGGCGCGAUACGAUGGAACGCGAGCUAGGAAACUCGAGUUCUAAAACAGAGUUUCGUAAUUCGCUGGAGCGCAUAAACAAUAAAUAUAAUUCGAGCCAUCACUGCGCGAACGAGUCGGCCUACAGGGAAAUCGAAACGACGAGACGCAGAAACAUUCGCAACGAUCAGCUCAAUCGCAACGACGCGAAUUACCGCGUGUACAAGGCCAAGAAUAAAUCAGCGAACUUCUGUGAAACGAAUAAUAAACAUUACGAGGCGAUUUCAUCGCACGCAUCUGCGUCGGAUUGGUCAUCUGGAAGAUCUCCCUGCGAACAACAUAUCACGCCUACCAUUACUCCGUCGACAUGUGACAUCAAUUAUCGUGCUGAGGAGAGCAAAAAAGAGAACAAUAGAGAAACGACCGAGGAAACUCUGGAGAGACGGAGAAGCUCGAAGAACCUCGAGGAAGCUUUGUCAGAGCUGGAAGCGAUAUACAACAGUCUUCGCCUCGGCGACGAGGACCUGCUGGAUCGCGCGGAACGCCGAAGCAUGGAGGAGUUUAAUCAGAAGCAAGGUAAAAACGAGAUCGACGCGAUUGUGGUUACCCCGGACUCGCCGGACAGGACGAAGGACGACAUGGCCUACCGAAGGAUGCAUCCCAAGGAGAGACCCACGUCGCUCUCGGAUAUCGCGGGACAGUCGACUCUGUCCAGCAUCAGCUAUCUCAUCGCCUCGCCCGUCCUUUCGCGAAGGGACUCGGCGGAUGAUCUCGUGCGCUUGCCGUCGGCAUAUCCGUCUCGUCGGGACGAGCCGGACGUGACUCGCGACGACGUGCUCUUCCGCAGUAUAAGUCACGCCAACAACACGCUCCGGGUGGUCGACCCGCAGCCGCCGUUCGGUAUACCGCUCGGACCCGUCACCGCGGCGACCGAGAGCGAUUACCUGCACACGACACCGACGAAAUCGGAACAGCCGCGCUCGUCGUACAUACCGCAGUGCGAACCUGACGUGAUCACGGACGACUUGGCUUACAGAUCCCUCAGGAAGGACGCCGUCGCGGCGCGGGGCGUCACGGAGAGCAAGAUCGACGUGUCGAAGGAACAAUCGGAGGCCGUUACUCGCGGCAAGAAACGCGCCGUUAGAUCGCUGUCGGCCAAUCUUUACGGGCUGAUCAAUCACGAUCGGAUUCACCUGCGACGCGAGCCCAGUCUCGACGCCAUCAAAGAUGAGAUCCAGGACGUCACGAGGAACCUUGCCGCGAUGCCCGAGCGACCAGAAUAUCUCAGGCGCGUCGUGAGCGACGGCGAGUUGUCGGAUAACGAAGCGCAUAGGUGGAAAGAACUAGCGGUAAAAGGUGAUAUCGAUAUCAACGGCAACCAUCCGGCGGCAGGCGCGUACCGGAAGAAGAUAUGCGCCUACGUAUCACCGGAUACGACGACGACCACGCGAGAAAGUCCGAAGAAGGAGAAGGAGUCGGGUAACGCGGAGCUAUCCGACGUCAUGCUAUCUUCAAAGGCCAUCCUGAACGACGGAUUUUGGCACGAGUACCUGCAUUCGGAUUCCAACGUUUCGGCGGCCAAUAGCGGUCACAACACGGAGACGGACUUUACCGCGUACAGUCGCCUCUGCCAAGAUUUAGUUAAUUUGAUAAAAGACGACGAUGACGCGGCGUCGCCGGCGCCGAUCGAAUCGCCGAACGCGGACGAUCCCGUCGUUGCCGAUAAGUCGAACGACUUCGGCGUCGACGUCGAGGUCGACGAACCUCCGACGAGUAUACGUAUACGUUCCUUGGGUAGCCAUUAUUCGGACUCGCAGCGUGGUGCCAACACUGCCAACAACGAGCGGAAUGUCGGGAGCGAGAAGACGGCGAGCCCGACCGAUUCGAAUUCCACGAGGUCUUCGUCGGACUCGACGUCUACGCCGCCGCCGGCAGCCAGCAACCUUGAUUUCUAUCUUCGCGUGGCGGAUGAGAACGUCAAGCUGAUCGCGGAGGCUUUCGGCAACGUGGCCGACAGCUUGCGCGACAGUCAGCUAUCCGCUCGCAAGAACUCUUCGGUGUCCCGUGGCUCCGAGAUCGAGGACCAAAGUAGUAGCGCGCGCAACAGCUCCACGCCCUACAGCCAGGACGAACCGACGAGCGACGAUCGGCCUAUCGUCACUCCGAGACUCGAGGAACGUGCUCGUGGAACUUCAAAGCGCGAUUCCUUAACGAGCGACGAUUGGGACCAAGGUGAUGCCAACCGCCUCGAGGACGACGUUUCCACCGCCGACGCGGAGCUGGACCUGUCCAGGGCCGUUCGCGACCUGCAACUAGCUGCGGCCAGUCUCUACGAGCACGAACAGGAGAUCGAGGAGCUGGCCACCAGACGCGGAAGGACCGCCGCGACCAGCGCGGACGAGAGCGAGGACGGCGCGAUCCGCAAGAUCGGCUUUAUCGGCGACGCCCUGAGGCAGGAGCGGGAACGCGAUCAGGAGGAAACCGUGGUCCUGCCUAGCGGAAUCGAGGCGCGAAGCGGGAAGAGUCGCGAAGGUCUCCAGGCGCUCGCUCGUUCGCAGUGACGAGAUCGUCGCCGAGAUGCGCUCCAAUGCGCUCGAGCUCGAACUUGGACGUUGGUCGUUGAUCGGCGGUGGUAGGGUGACAGGUGACACGAGGCAGGUUGAUUUUUUUGUAAGAAACGAGAGAAUAAGAAGGAGAGAGAGAGAGAGAGCGAGAGAGAAAGAGCGAGAGAUGCAGUUGCCGCGGGCUGCUUUUGAGGCACAUCGACUUUGUUGUUGUUGCUCUUGUUACUCUGUUGUUGGUUUUAAUAAAGUUUAAAUGUUAAUCCUUCCAGUGA
Messenger RNA from Temnothorax curvispinosus, 7479 nucleotides. RefSeq lists its product as uncharacterized. The record is from RefSeq and is a predicted model, not a curated record. Bases 3401 to 7204 code for a protein of 1267 amino acids. Lineage: Eukaryota; Metazoa; Arthropoda; Insecta; Hymenoptera; Formicidae. The transcript has 3 exons.